GUAUAGCGUGCCACGUUUUACCUCUCUCUCGUGGGCCAGUCUUCCUCAUCGAGUGUGGCGGACUACACCUGCCCUCGCUCACCUAGGCUCGCUCGCCAUCGCUGGGCAAAUCGGACUGACAAGUUUAAAUAGGCGUUUCCGAUCCCCUGCAUCAACUGACCCGUUCCCCGCAAAAGUGAAGUCACACCAUGUAGAAACCGAAGGGGAGGCGCCUCCAGCAAGUCGCACAGGCCUACCUCUCUGCCGCCUCCUGACCGGCGCACUCGGAGGAUGCUCCACGCGGCGCGGCAUACGGUGACGAGGGCGCGAGCGCGGGUGUGCGUGCGGCCGCAGGCGUGGUACGGUGGCCACAGGGUCUGGUAUGGGCUCCUCUUGUUAUGGCUCGUGGUAGCCGUGCACGUGACAGUACUCAACCGCCCUCGCGCCGCCCACCCAGCCCUCACCCGCGCCUGCUACGCCCAAAGCAACAAGGGAGCCCGUCUGGGGAACACCUGCUGCCGCAUGCUCAACUACACAAGGGGCGACGCGGCCGCCUGCGUCAAGAAUGCCGCCGCCGCUUUUUCGCUCAUGCAAAGCGCCAGUCCCCACUUCCACAGCCCCAACGAGUACUUGGUGCGCUUCAAACCCAACGCGAUGGUGCACGGCGGGUCGGGCGCUCCUCAACAGAGCUUCCCGGGAUGGGCGUGGGUGGUGGCAGGCGAUUCCCGGAUGCGCCAGAUCUUCAGCGCCCUCGUGACACGCCUCAGCAGUCCUAGGCUGAAGUACAAGAAGCCUUCGACCCGGGGUAAGUGGCGAAGUGUGCAUGAGCUCCUGGAACCUUUGAGAAUUGGCAAGCUACAUGAGGACAUUGAACUGUACCACAUGGACCUACCCCUGCGUCUGCUGUUCUUCUGGGACCCACAGCUGCUGCGAAUGCCCAAAAUGGUACAGGAAUGGACAUCAUACAACAGCACACCACCAUCACUUCUGGUCUUGGGUACAAGUUUACAUUGGAUGAAAGGUAAUCUGGACAAAUACAGAGCCAGUGGACCUGAAGCUGCCAUGGAAGACUUUCAGGAACAUAUGAAAACCUUCAUUCCACAGUUGGACCAGCUGGCAGCUUCUUCUCAUAUAGUCAUUCAACUGCAAGAUCACAUUCAGGAAUCUCAUAUCUACAGUGAGUACCAAGGCAUCUACUCCAACCAAAAUAUCGAGAGAUACAACAAUUACCUCAGAUCCAUCAUCUCCACUACAAAGCUAACUCUGUGGGAUAGCAACAUCCCUUUCUCCGAGGCUUAUUUCUCCGAGUGCAGGAAAAAUAACAGAAACAGCCUUAACAAAACAUGGAACUGUGACAAUCCCCUACAUACUGGUUAUAUUAUGGUUGAGGAAUAUGCCAAUAUGAUCCUUAAUGAUGUUUGCAACCCUUACUUACAAUUGGGUGAGACUUUCUGUUAAAUAGUCUUUGAUACUUUUCUUCGCUAAUAGUGAAUGUCUUGUUAAAAACCUAUAUAAAUAAAAGAAAUUAACUACUG
Molecule: messenger RNA, 1514 nt
Organism: Penaeus indicus
Lineage: Eukaryota; Metazoa; Arthropoda; Malacostraca; Decapoda; Penaeidae
Exons: 6
Coding region: 271-1437 (388 amino acids)
Source: RefSeq, a predicted model, not a curated record